Messenger RNA from Bemisia tabaci, 1085 nucleotides. RefSeq names its product protein takeout. The record is from RefSeq and is a predicted model, not a curated record. NCBI's taxonomy places the organism in Eukaryota, Metazoa, Arthropoda, Insecta, Hemiptera, Aleyrodidae. Gene Ontology annotation, biological process: multicellular organismal reproductive process.
UGCGACAUUGAAAAGAGAUCUUAACCUUCGCCGUGGUCGCGCGGUAACUGAGUGAGCACGUCUUCAGUCGCAGUCGGUGAGUGUUCGGUGUUCGCUAAUCGUGCUAAUAGCGGACUUACACCAGCCGGUGAGACGCUGACUCGUGCUUGACCCGCUAGUGAUCAUCCCUGUUGUCCCUCUUUACUCGUGGUGUCAGUUAACUCCCUGUUGUAAACAUGCUCCCCGUAAGGUCUUCGAUCCUUUUCCUGUGUUGUGCUGUGAUAUCUCAAGUUGCGUCCGCGCCCAACAGUCCACCCGCCAAAUUACCAAAAACAUUCAAACGAUGCAAGAAACUAGACCCAAACUUGCCAGACUGCCUAAGAACAGCAGUUCAAGGUGUGAUUCCUGAGUUUGUCAAAGGUGUACCAAGUUUAGGAGUUCUACCAUUGGAUCCUCUGGAACUGAAAACUUUGGUGAUCGAACAAGGAGAUGGCCCUGUUAGCAUUAAACUGGAUUUUAAAGAUUUGUUCAUACAUGGGAUCGCAAGCGCUGUCAUUACCUCUGUAACGUCUAAUCUGAAGAACUACACCAUAAACCUUACAGCAGAACUGAAGAAACCAAUCAUCUUAGAUGGAAUGUACAAUGUUCAUGGUAAAGUUCUGAUCUUGCCGAUCACCGGUACUGGAAAAUGUAAACUAGUGUUAGAGGGAUUCAGAGCAAAGAUUGGUAUCAAAGGAAAAGCCAUCACUAAAAACGGAAUAAAAUACAUGGAAGUACAGACAUUCAAAUUUGGACUGAGCACAACUAAACUUAGGGUGAAAUUAGAAAACUUAUUCAAUGGAGAUAAAGCUUUAGGAGACAAUAUGAAUGUUUUCCUGAAUGAAAACUGGGAAGAUAUUUUAAAAGAACUGCAACCUGGUUUCGAAGAUUCUCUCAGUCAAGCGUUCCUAGAAAUCUCAAACAGAGUAUUUACCAAAGUACCAUUUGAUCAAAUAUUCCUUGAUUGAAUCUAGUUUUAGUGCCUUAAUUUAUUCCUACCAAUUAGCUUUAAGAAAAUAAAAAAAAAAACAGAAAAAUGAAUAAAAAAUAAAAAAGUGAAAAUCGAA